AUGACUAAAGCAUCUUCAUUUUACGCAAAACAUGACAUUGAGAUUCUGAACAUGGAGGGAAUGUAUGCUGCACCGGGGAGAAGAAUGUUUCGUGGUAAUACUUCACAAGUGACAGAUCUUCAUCAUUUUCGAGUUGAGGUUUUUCUAAGUGUUAUUGAUCAACAAUUGCAAGAAAUUGAAAAUCGAUUUAGUGAGAAAAGUAAGGAAUUACUUAUUUGCAUGUCUUGCUUUAAUCCUACUGAUUGGUUUGCAUCAUAUGACAAAGAAAAAUUGCUUAGGCUUGCUGAGUUUUAUCCAAAUGAAUUUUCAAGUGCUGAAAUGUUCUUUUUCGAACAUUCAUUGGAUAACUUCAUUGAAGAUGUUCGAAAUGAUGAGAGGUUUUGGAUGUGA
Messenger RNA from Beta vulgaris subsp. vulgaris (sugar beet), 390 nucleotides. RefSeq lists its product as uncharacterized. The transcript has a single exon. Lineage: Eukaryota; Viridiplantae; Streptophyta; Magnoliopsida; Caryophyllales; Amaranthaceae. The record is from RefSeq and is a predicted model, not a curated record. The coding region runs from base 1 to 390 and encodes 129 amino acids.